Messenger RNA from Rattus rattus (black rat), 1903 nucleotides. RefSeq names its product islet cell autoantigen 1 (gene Ica1). NCBI's taxonomy places the organism in Eukaryota, Metazoa, Chordata, Mammalia, Rodentia, Muridae. The record is from RefSeq and is a predicted model, not a curated record. Gene Ontology annotation, cellular component: Golgi apparatus. Gene Ontology annotation, molecular function: protein domain specific binding. Bases 374 to 1753 code for a protein of 459 amino acids. Gene Ontology annotation, biological process: regulation of transport. The transcript has 14 exons.
CCGGCUGGCGGCGGCCGCUGCAGGAAGGACCGCUUCCUGCGCUCCCCGCCCCUUCCCUCGCCAGUGCUGACGCUGACGUCGGCGCAGGGAGCUGGAGGGACGCUCGGAUCUCCGCUGAGAGGCUCCCGGGGGCCGGGGCUCCGAGGAACAUGGUUCGAUGUUAUUAAAAAUGAAUCUUAAGAAGAAAAAUGAAUCACAGCAGUUAAACUAUGGAGUUCUGCUACUUGUAAGAAGUGGAGAAGCCUGAGAUUACAUCACUGACCCUUGAUCCUCCACUGAGAGCUAAAACACCAGCUGGUUUAAUAGAACAUAUCCUAUCAUGCUUUUUCUCUGCCCCUUCUCAAAUCAUCAGCAGUAGAAAAGAGAAGAAAACAUGUCAGGACACAAAUGUUAUUCCUGGGAGUUGCAGGAUCGGUUUGCUCAAGAUAAGUCAGUUGUCAAUAAGAUGCAACAGAAGUAUUGGGAAACGAAGCAGGCCUUUAUCAAAGCCACAGGGAAGAAGGAAGAUGAACAUGUCGUUGCUUCUGAUGCAGACCUGGAUGCCAAGCUAGAGCUGUUUCAUUCAAUUCAGAGAACCUGUUUGGACUUGUCUAAAGCAAUUGUGCUCUAUCAAAAGAGAAUAUGUUUCUUGUCUCAAGAGGAAAAUGAACUGGGAAAAUUUCUCCGAUCCCAAGGCAUCCAGGACAAAACCCGAGCAGGAAAAAUGAUGCAAGCCACAGGGAAGGCCCUCUGCUUUUCCUCCCAGCAAAGGUUGGCCUUGAGAAACCCUUUGUGUCGAUUUCACCAAGAAGUAGAGACUUUUAGACAUCGGGCCAUCUCCGAUACCUGGCUGACAGUGAACCGCAUGGAACAGUGCCGGACAGAAUAUAGAGGGGCGUUAUUGUGGAUGAAGGACGUGUCUCAGGAACUGGAUCCAGACCUCUACAAGCAAAUGGAGAAGUUCAGGAAGGUACAGACACAAGUCCGCCUCGCGAAGAAAAACUUUGACAAAUUGAAGAUGGAUGUGUGUCAAAAGGUGGAUCUUCUUGGAGCAAGCAGAUGUAACCUCUUAUCUCACAUGCUAGCAACAUAUCAGACCACUCUGCUCCACUUUUGGGAGAAAACUUCUCACACCAUGGCAGCCAUCCAUGAGAGCUUCAAAGGCUAUCAACCAUACGAAUUCACAACGUUAAAGAGCUUACAAGACCCUAUGAAAAAGCUAGUCGAGAAAGAAAAGAAGAAGAGCUCCCGGAGGGAAAACCGGGAGGCUGCGGCACAGGAGCCGAAGCAGUUAAUUUCAUUGGAGGAAGAGAACCAGCACAAGGAAUCCUCUACUUGCCAGAGACCCAUAGAUGAACUAUUAGACGUGAAACCUGAGGAAGCUUGCCUGGGUCCCAUGGCAGGGACCCCAGAACCUGAAAGCGGGGACAAGGACGACCUCCUGCUGUUGAACGAGAUCUUCAGCACUUCCAGCCUGGAUGAAGGGGAGUUCAGCAGGGAGUGGGCUGCGGUGUUCGGAGAUGACCGGCUGAAGGAACCAGCUCCCAUGGGGGCCCAGGGAGAGCCAGACCCCAAGCCCCAGAUAGGCUCUGCAUUCCUCCCUUCACAGCUUUUAGACCAAAACAUGAAAGAUCUCCAGGCCUCUCUCCAAGAGCCUGCCAAGGCUGCCUCGGACCUGACUGCCUGGUUCAGCCUCUUUGCUGACCUCGACCCCUUAUCAAAUCCUGAUGCUAUUGGGAAAACCGAUAAAGAACACGAAUUGCUCAAUGCAUGAGUCUGCAACCUUCAACAGGGGAGCCCUCCGGCCACUCCGCAACACCUCAUCCAGGGCUUGCAGAAGUCUAACGUGCUCAGUACGCUGUUUUAAUAUUUACAUGCCAUUUUAAUAAAACGAGAGGGUCACGGCCCUGUUUCUAUCGCUAUA